UUAAAACAAUUUUGUAUUUAGUUUUGUUCGCAGAUUUCACAGUGUUAUGUUGCAGUUACAGCAACUCUCGGAAGUACAAUAAGAAACUGUAAACUGAUGGAUUAUUAUUCGCACAGCAGUUAAAGUUUUGUGAAACUAACUAAUAUUAUGUGUAUUAGUGUAAACCAGUAUAAAAUAUAAAAACUUGAAAUGAAAUCCAAUCCUGCAUCAAAUCAUGUGUAUAUCAAUGAUGCACUUAAGUGCUCUACAAUAAGCAUAAAUUUAAAUAUACCGGAACAAAAUUACAGUGACUACAGCAUAGAAGGUGGCUCUCAGGGAUCCAAGGAGUUUAUAUUAACGGAAGAUGGCAAAAAAGUAAAUCCAGAGCCGUCAAGGAGCAUCACCGAGUAUACGGGGAGAUGCUUAAAAAAUUGUCAAAAACGAAUAUUUAAUAGGAAAACGCUCCACAAGAGACUCCCGAUUCUGGACUGGCUGCCGGGCUAUAAAAGCGAGGAUGCAAUUUGCGACCUUGUGGCCGGCAUCAGUGUCGGACUCACUGUCAUUCCCCAAGCACUGGCGUACGCGGGCAUUGCCGGUCUUCCGGUGGCGUAUGGAUUAUAUUCGUCGUUUGUAGGCUGUUUUGUGUAUAUCUUUCUGGGCUGUUGCAAGGAUGUGCCAUUGGGUCCUUCAGCAAUUGUUGCCUUGAUGACAUAUCAGGUUGCAAAAGGUUCCUGGCAGAAAUCCGCACUACUCAGUCUUCUGUGCGGCAUGGUGGAGUUACUGAUGGGUGUCUUUGGAUUGGGUUUCCUAAUUGACUUUGUUUCUGGACCUGUUGCCUCGGGUUUUACUUCGGCCGUCUCUCUGAUUAUUCUCACCUCGCAAAUUCAGAGUGUCUUGGGCAUAACGGCCAAUGGCAACACAUUUGUGGAAAUCUGGAGACAGGUUUUCGCCAACGUACAACAAGCUCGUGCCGCGGACACUGUCCUCGGAAUAACCUGCAUUGUGGUGUUGUUGAUAAUGCGUACUUUAUCCUCCUGUCGCAUUGGACCGGAACAAGAUGAACAGCGUUCAGGACUUCAGCGUGUUGUGAAUAAAGUGAUUUGGAUCAUUGGCACUGCUCGUAAUGCCAUUCUGGUCAUUGUCUGCUGCAUUAUGGGAUACCUGCUGCACAGUGAGGAGCACGUUACACCCUUUCGAAUCGUGGGAAGUAUUCCCUCUGGUCUGCCCAGCGUCAAGUGGCCACCAACAUCGCUAAGCGCCAACGAAACCAUUGAUGGCACCUCAGAGUCUUUCCUGGAUAUGGUACAUAGCAUGGGCUCUGGAUUGAUAGUGAUACCUCUGAUCUCGCUCAUGGAGAGUAUUGCAAUAGCCAAAGCUUUCGCCUACGGCAAGCCAAUUGAUGCAUCACAAGAGUUAAUUGCCAUUGGCACGGCCAAUAUACUAAAUUCCUUUGUACAAGGAUUUCCGGGAACCGGAGCAUUGAGCCGUGGUGCUGUCAACAACGCCAGCGGCGUGAGGACACCACUGAGCAAUAUAUAUUCUGGAUCAUUAGUCAUUAUAGCUCUACUUUACUUAACCCCUUACUUUUACUUUAUACCCAAGCCUACACUGGCCGCUAUUAUAAUAGCUGCUGUGGUUUUCAUGGUCGAAAUCAAAGUCAUCAAGCCCAUGUGGCGAGCUAAAAAAAGCGAUUUAGUGCCUGGCCUUGGAACCUUCAUCGCUUGCCUGGUCUUACCGCUGGAAUGCGGAAUUUUAGUUGGCAUCGGCAUUAAUGUCGUAUUUAUAUUGUACAAUGCUGCUCGUCCUAAGCUCAGUAUGGAGUUACUUUUAACCGAAUCGGGCAUUGAAUACCUGAUGAUUACGCCCGACCGCUGUUUGAUAUUUCCAUCUGUCGAAUAUGUACGGAAUUUGGUCAACAAGCACUCCCAGCGUCAGAAUGUGCCCGUCGUCGUGGAUGCCUCGCAUAUCUAUGGAGCUGACUUUACCACGGCUACUGUUAUAGAUUCGCUUAUUAACGACUUCAAAGAACGACAACAGCUCCUAUUCUUCUACAAUCUAAAACCCAGUAUUUGCGCUCUUUUUAAGCAAGUAUCGGCGGCCCAAUUUGUGGUGUACUAUCAGGAACAACAGCUAGAGAAUCUAUUAAAAGAACAUCAGUAUCACAAUAAACCCACUUAACUAUUUACGUUUUAAUGUCAAUUUAGUCUAACUGUUAUUUUUAAUAAAUAUUUAUUCAUUAUAUC
Messenger RNA from Drosophila innubila, 2222 nucleotides. It is a transcript of the gene Esp, whose product is annotated as sodium-independent sulfate anion transporter. The coding region runs from base 190 to 2157 and encodes 655 amino acids. Gene Ontology annotation, molecular function: sulfate transmembrane transporter activity. Gene Ontology annotation, biological process: transmembrane transport. The transcript has 6 exons. Gene Ontology annotation, cellular component: membrane. Lineage: Eukaryota; Metazoa; Arthropoda; Insecta; Diptera; Drosophilidae. The record is from RefSeq and is a predicted model, not a curated record.